UCCUUUUUUUUCCCCUCGUUUACCCUUUGCGUCUUCUUCCUUCCCAAGCCUCGAUAGUAGGCAGCGACCGCCCCCCUCACCUUUCCCAAAUUAAUUGGCAGACCGCACCACCACCUCCUCCAAUCCCGCCGCCACCGCCUCCUCCCGGAAACCAAGCCGAGCCGCCCGAAUCCUCCUCCGCCCACCCAGCCAAGCGCGUCCCGCUUUAUAGCCCACCCCCACCGGCUCAAGCCCCGCCCCGCCCCCGCGUCCCGCCUCCUCCCGGUCCGCCGCGUCUUGUGGGGGGACGAGAUGGCCGCCGCCGCCGCGUGUAGGCGCGGCCUGCUCCUGCACCACCAGCAGUGGCCGCAACAGUGGGCGGCCGGACCCCGCGUCCGCAGCAUCUCGCAGCUCGUCAAGACCAACGGCCGCCGCGCCUUCCUCGUCGACACCCUCGCCCUGGUGAGGAAGCUGGAGUCGCAGGGUGUGCCGACCAAGCAGGCGGAGGCGAUCACCUCCGCGAUCACGGAGGUCCUCAACGACAGCCUCGAGAGCAUCUCCGAGUCUUUCGUCUCCAAGGCCGAGAUGCAAAAGAGUGAGAUGCUGCAGGAGUCCAAUAUCUCCAAGUUCAAGUCGCAAGUGCAGAGCUUGCAGGAAAACCAUUUCUCUUUGUUACAGCGGGAGACUGAGAAACUUCGUGGAGAUAUUGAUAAGAUGAGGAGUGAACUGAAGUAUGAGAUUGACAAGGUCACUGCAGGGCAGCGGUUGGAUCUGAACCUUGAAAGAGGGCGCAUACGUGAUGAACUCGCCAAGCAGAACGAGGAGACUACUGACCUUACCACAAAGCUUGACAAGGAAAUUCACUCACUGAAAGCCCAGUUGGAGGCAGCAAAGUAUGAUGUCAUCAAAUACUGCAUAGGUACCAUCGUUUCGAUAUCAGCCGUUGGGCUCGCGGUUCUCCGUAUCGUGAUGUGAAGCGAACACGUUCUUUCGUUUACCCAUUCAUCCAUGGAAACCCGCAAGAAGAGGAUAGGUUCUGAUUCUGUUCCUAGUUUUUUGGAGGGGACGAAAUGUCGAGAUGUGGUCAGAGGAAAUGUUGUAACACCUGGUAGGGAGAAGUUGCCCAAACUUGUAAGAUAGAUCGACCCGCGGAUGAAAUACAGCCGCAAUGAUUCGUUACCUGUGCUCGUGCCUCUUGUUGUGGGUUGACAUGUGGCACUUUCCGCUUUGCUGAAGCCAUUGUGGCUUUACCUCGUAUUGUGGAAUCAUUUACUGUGUUGGGCCUCAUAUUGUGUUCGAGGCAUCUAAUCGCACCAACUUGGGCUCCAUUUCUGUUCA
Phragmites australis (common reed) is the source of this 1317-nucleotide messenger RNA. RefSeq lists its product as uncharacterized. The record is from RefSeq and is a predicted model, not a curated record. Lineage: Eukaryota; Viridiplantae; Streptophyta; Magnoliopsida; Poales; Poaceae. Gene Ontology annotation, cellular component: mitochondrion. The coding region runs from base 292 to 954 and encodes 220 amino acids. The transcript is spliced from 7 exons.